This is a messenger RNA of Cyprinodon variegatus (sheepshead minnow), 5756 nucleotides long. It is a transcript of the gene plekhm2, whose product is annotated as pleckstrin homology and RUN domain containing M2. Gene Ontology annotation, biological process: regulation of protein localization; positive regulation of membrane tubulation; Golgi organization. Gene Ontology annotation, molecular function: kinesin binding. Bases 452 to 3472 code for a protein of 1006 amino acids. Gene Ontology annotation, cellular component: endosome membrane. NCBI's taxonomy places the organism in Eukaryota, Metazoa, Chordata, Actinopteri, Cyprinodontiformes, Cyprinodontidae. The record is from RefSeq and is a predicted model, not a curated record. The transcript is spliced from 20 exons.
CUCCACCGUCCAGAUGCAGCACCUUGACAAUUAGCAUACGUUCCAUUCAUCGAGCAAACAGGCAAAUGCUAGCAAAGGUAACAUUUAACAAUUUACCAUCUGAGUGACAGCAGUUUUAUUUAAAGAGUUUUCUACAAGUUAUCUGUUGUUGGGCACAGAGAAGUUGCUUAUUAGCCUCAAACAAGGAGAAAGUAAAUUUAAGCUAACUCGAAAACAUUACUUUGCAAACGACACGUUGGAGUGGCAAACUGUUUUCUAGGCAUUAAGGCGAACGUUUUGAGUCAAUAUAAUAGAUUUCGGUUUCUACGCCCCGUUCUAAGUGUUUACUUUCUAGUAAAAAUGCCCCGAAGGCUCUGUUGACCAGCUAAUGUGGGCGGCGUUAGCUUUAGCAGAGAGAGAGCGUUGCUUUGGGGGAGUCAGCUGACAGCCUUCUGCUGCCAACAGCCCAGUGAUGGAUCAACUCAAAGUGAAGGACCGCAUAUUGGAAAACAUCUCGCUGUCUGUCAAGAAGUUACAGAGUUACUUUGCAGCCUGUGAGGAUGAAACUCCAGCUAUCAGAAAUCACGACCGGGUCCUUCAGCGUCUUUGUGAACAUCUCGACCAUGCUCUGCUGUAUGGGCUGCAGGACAUCUCAUCAGGCUACUGGGUCUUAGUGGUUCACUUCACCAGGAGGGAGGCCGUCCGACAGAUAGAUGAGCUUCAGCACAUCGCCACCAACCUGGGCCGAAGUCGGGCCUGGUUGUACCUGGCAUUGAGUGAGAGCUCUUUGGAAAGCUAUCUGCGCCUCUUCCAGGAGAAUCAAGGACUGCUACAGAAGUAUUAUUUCAAGAAUGCACUAGUGUGCAGUCAUGACCACCUCACGCUCUUUCUUACGCUGGUGUCCGGCCUGGAGUUCAUUCGCUUCGACCUGGAGCUGGAUGUUCCCUAUCUGGAUGUGGCUCCAUAUAUGCCUGAAUACUACAAACCACACAACCUGCUGGACUUUGAGGAAAGGCUCCCCAGCUCGGACAGCUUGUCUCUGCACUCCUUCACCUCCCUGACCUCCACUAACCUGGAGUGGGAUGACAGUGCCAUAGCUCCCUCCAGUGAAGAUUAUGAUUUUGGUGACAUGUUCCCCGUGUUGCAGUCACUGCCAAGUGUAGACUGGGAAGAGGGUGACUUGACCGAUCAGGCCAGCUGCCCUCGGUCUGCCGGUUCUGAUCCUCAGACCGUCAUCAGUGACACAGUGGUGGUCGCCAGCACAGCAGUGGGGAAAGUUGCCGCUCGCCUUUCUCCACACAGCCCCACGUCUCGACACAACCCCUUCAACGAGGACUCUGACACCAACACCUCAGCAGAUGUCACACCGGUUCAUGUGGCCAGCCGUCACAACACCACCGGAGAUGAGGCAGAGAUCAACGGCAGCGAGCUGGAAGUCAUCAGGAUGGCUAGACGAAAGAAACCAGCCAAGAAGCGGCGGGCGAGGGGAUCUACGGAUUCUAGCAGCAGCAUCCAUGCGUCAUUCUCCUCUGAACAUGUGGAGAUGAACCACAGCACCUCAGAGGAGGUGGAGUCUGUAACCUCCACUGUAGUUUUCGAAGACAGCGAAGGAGAGCAGAGCAGAAGCAGGGUUGGGUCAGCAAUUGCAGAGGAAGGAGGGGAGGAAGGCCUACUACGGCUUCCAGAGAUGGCCGACAACUCUAUGAACAAUGUGGGGCAGCCCCUCCGUGACGUCAUGAAGCGGCUCAGCGGGUCCUGGGCAAAUUCAGAGGAGCAUGGCUGUGACCAGACCUCAGAGCCUCCUGCUCAGCAGCCCUUUCGCAACGAUUCCGAAGGAGAGCCUCCCGACCCAGCUAAAGGAGAGACGUUUGAGUCCUCUUUGGCCGAAAGACCUGACUUCCUGCAGACCUCUCCUGUGUCCCCAGACCUAUGCUUCUUUGCCCCUCACAGUCCAGACUCUGCUGACACAAGUGGUGGCCACAAUGACUCUGCAGAGCAGAGCCAGUCACAGACUCUUUCAGGUUGCCUUGAAGAUGAAGAAGAAGGAGAAGCGCCAGCAGGACAAGAGCCCCUCAUGAAGGAGGAGGAAAACUCACAGGAAGAUCCACGAGCCAGAACACCUGUAGCUGAGGAAACUGAGCCACAGGAGGAGAAACUGAGUCCCUCUGAAAUCUCUCACCCAGCAGAGUUCAAGGUGGACAACAAUCACCUGCUACUCCUCAUGAUCCAUGUAUUCAGAGAGAAUGAGGAGCAACUUUUCAGGAUGGUGAGGAUGAGUACAGGUCAUAUGGAGGGGGACCUGCAGCCUCUCUAUCUGCUGCUGACUGACUGUUACAUCUAUUUACUGAGAAAGGGAGCUGCGGAAAAACCCUACACAGUAGAAGAUGCUGUUUCCUACAACGAACUUGACUAUUUCUCUGUUGGCCUUGACCAGCAGACAGUAACGCUGGUUUGCACCAACAGAAGAAGAAAGUUCCUGUUGGACACAGCUGACGGUUCCCUGACUGUCUGGUUCCUGUCUGUUCUGAAGUCAGCCAUGGUCCAGGGAUGCCGAGAGCCUCCCUAUCCUGCUGUUCUAACAGAUGCCACCAUGGAAAAACUGGCUUUGAAUAAGUUUGUCUCCCAGGAGUGUCAUUGUGAGGUGUCUGAAGUGUGUAUUGAGCUGUAUUCUUUGGUUCACUGGGAGGACCCGAUGGAUAUGAGCAUGUCUCCCCAAGGAGGCACCCCCACCUCUGGGAUGCCGCCCAGCACCAAAGAAGGUACCCUGCAGUACAGGUGUGGAACCACCUACCUGGGUAAAGAACAGUGGAAGAGCUGCUAUGUCGUUCUCAGCAAUGGGAUUCUGUACCUGUAUGCAGAGAGGACAGACGUCACCCCUCUGCUGUCGGUCACAAUGGGUGGGGAACACUGUGGAGGCUGCCGUCGCUCCAACAACACAGAGCGUCCCCACGCCUUCCAGGUCAUCCUGACGGAGCGCCAGCCGCUGGUGCUCAGCGCCAACGAUGAGCAGGACAUGGCUGAAUGGAUGCAGCUGCUCUGUCAGGCUGUUUCCAAGGGAGUCAUCCCUCAGGGUGUGGCUCCGACCCCAUGUAUCCCUUGCUGCCUGGUGGUAACAGACACGAAGAUCCUAACUUGCCAUCAGGACUGUCAGACCAGUUUUUUUCGUUCGCUGGGCAGCGCCGAUAUCUGCGAUGUGACCAGCGUGAGCUUGGAGCCCGACAAGGAGUACUGUGUUGUUGAAUUCGCAGCAGAUCGGACUCAGUUCCUUCCUCCUUGGGUGUUAUACUUCAGCGGAUGUGAAGAGAGAGAUCGGCUUCUGAGGGCUUUAGAAAAGACAUGGAAAGCCAUUUUUCAGGUUGACCUCCCCCAAAGAGAGCUGUUGGACCCACUGGUGCAGAAACGCUGCGGUGAGGCUCUGGAGCUGAUGAAGAGUGCUUGGCAGAGGGCAGACAGCCUAGCUCGAGGCAGAGCCCAGCGGGAACCCUGGUGCUGACGAACAGACUUCCACCUUAACAAUCAAACAGGAGCAUUUCACUGAUGGGACACAGAGGUGUCAGAAGUAAUGUUCUGGGCCAGCACUAAUCAGUCAGCAGACUCAGACAUGAGGAGAUAGUUUAAAGCAAAGCAAAGUUUUUAAGUGUUUUCAUUUAAGAACAUUUAAUGCUAACAAUGCAGUGCAUGCACACUGAAGGGAUGUGGUGCUGCAGCCGAGGACACUAAUCCAUUCCUCUAAAAAGCUGUUUAGAAGAAAUAAUGAAGGUUUGUAUCGUAAAGUUCUGACCUUUGCCUCCUAAGAUCUAUGUACAACUGAAGCAUGACUAGAAUUCACAACCAGGAGCUUUAUUCUACGUUAGCAACAUCAUAUCAUAUCAUAUACAUCUGGAUAAGUUCACAAUCUUAUCCUGUGCUCCGAUAAAUGUUUAUAACACUCACUGCUUGCAUGUUGCACACAGCCUUUUGAAUUUGAAGGUACGUUUACAGGGAAACUGGUUCAAAGGUGGAACAGGUUACAGUGGCAACACAAGGUCGCUGACGGUGGCCUGAUAUUCAGAUUAGUUUGCUACAAGCGAGAGCGCGUACCUCUUUACUCAGUUAUUCUCUCAUAAACAUUAUACUGGACCCUGUAGGGGUGAACACCUGAUGUAGAUGAUCACAUUUUACACACAUUUCCACUCUGGGAAAAACUCACAAGCCAGAAAUGUCUUCUUUUAUGAGAUGAAAAAUGUGAUCACCUCAAUCAUUUUGCCUUUUUUUUUUACACAUUGGAAUCAGAUGGAGGUCUGCACAUUGUUUUUGUUUGUUUUUCUAUGCAUAUGAGUUUUUUUUUUAACUUAAUGCUUAAGUUUUUUAAUUUCCUUGUUCCGUUGUGAUUUACUUAGGUUUUCCACUAUAUAAACGGGUGCAUGUUUCAGCCUGUUUGAAUAGCGCCUCACAGAAGGCUGUUUUAUUCUAACAGCUGCUUGCUUUUAAUAACAUUCAACUUUUAUUUAUAAAGUUAACGAUCCUUAUUGUCCUGCAGGGGGUCUUUAAUGGCAAAAAUAAUUUCUAUGAAGGAUAAUCCCACAUUCACACUUAGGAGGGAAUAAAAGCUACAUUCUAUGAGUUGUAGGUUUUGGCAUUGAAUCUCAACGGUUUCUCCUAAAACUUGAUCGAUGUACCGUUUCCUGCUUUACAAGCAGCAUCAUUUCAACACAAAUGGAAUGUUUUGUUUGCAUUGACAGAUUUGCCUUUUUUACAUUUUAAUGUAAAGCCGCAUUGAAUACAGUUAGGUUUUGAUUAAUAAACUUUUGAUAUUUUAUUUCAUUUGGGUUUGUUUUUAUUUUCAUUUUCUUUAGUUAGAUGUUUAAUGAAAAAUGAGCUUUGGUGUAAAACCUUUACUCUAAACGGAUGUGGAAGAACUUUCUCUAAAUUUAGCAUUUUAGGCUAAAUAGGUUUUAUCAGAUGUGCUGUUUUUAAAUGAUUAACUCUGUUGAUAAAUAUGCACUGCAUUAAAAUGCCUCCUAGCCAUAUACGUACAUCUUGUACAAUCACACUGUGUUACUCCUGUGUUAGCAUUAAUCAGGGAGGUAAACCUUAUUAAGUGCCACUAGCUCUUGCUUUUUUUUCUUAAUGUUUUACAGAGAAAUCUCAGGUGGGGGAAGAAAAAAAAAAGGUCCCAGAACCUUCAGAAUCACCUCGUGGGAUUUUGUUUGGCUACAGCAGCCGUUCUGUUCUGCACAAUAUUUUAUAAAUAUCCCUUUUUUUUUUAGCUUUGGGAUAAAUGCUUCGAUGCUCAGUGCAGGGUUAUGAAGUUAUUUUUGCACACACACUGGGAAGAACAUUUGGAAAAUGGAUUUUUAUGAAAUUUGCUCUUUGCAAAUGUCAAUUCUUUAUUAAAAAUCCUGUCUGCAAAUUCUUAAACCCAUUGAUUUGUGAGAGUAAUGUCAGAAAAGUUGGUUACUUGAAAUGAUUGUUGUUCUGUGCUCAGAAAUGUGCCUGUGGAUUGUAUAUAAAGAAAAAGUCAAGUCAGUGUCUGAGUGUUUCAAUUGUGGGAAAUUGCUGGUCAAUGAUGGACAAUAUCUUGUAGUGUUAAACUGUAACAAAGUUUUUUUUUUGUUUUUUUUACAUGCACAUUGCAUGGAAUGUGUGUCUUUCAUUAGAUUUAUUAAAAUGUAAAUAAAGAACUAAUAAGAGUGUAAAGUCCUGCUUAAACAUAUGCAUGUUCUUAAGGUUUUAUACUCUAAACUGCAAAGAAUGUACAAACGAAGCUUUGGAAAAUGUGUCUAAAUAAAACUAUA